AUGAACGAUGAGGCAGAGUCCUCUUCUGCCGGACUACGCCAUGGCGACGCUCCGAACUCACUCGUGAGCCCGGAGCUCGAUACAAUCGCUGACCCUGGAGAUACCCGAGAGCAGGAGAGAAGGACGAAGGAGAGGAGGUCUGAUGCAAAGAAGAAGAGGGUUGUCUUUCUAGACCAACUUCUUCGCGAACUCGAUACGCUUGUUUUCCUGGAGUUCAUCACCCUCUACCACCUUGACUGCUCAUUCUUUUGGUUUUUCGUUCGAAGUGCGAUACAAUUGACCGUAUUAACCCCACUUCCCGAUCUUCAACUUUCGCGACAACAUGAUGAGCAUAAACCUUAUAUGGCUCUCAUACUGGUCCACUUCGGGGUGACCUUCACUUUACACAUGAUGCAUGCUGCACCGGUAGCAGGGGAAGAUACCCGUGGCUAUCUGCAUGGUGGUCUGAUGAUCGACUUCAUAGGCCAGAAAGGUCCAACAAGUAAGUGGAAGCUCGCUAGUCUGGAUAUUUGUAUCCUAUUACUACAAGUGGUCAUGGUGUCGGUCCAUGUUAAAAGAAGAGGGCUCAAGAAGACAUUGGCCAAAAUUGCGGAUGGCACAACUGGUGCAGGCCGUACCGAAGGGGCUGGGCAUCAUACGGAGGGAGGAACAUCCGGAGGCUCUCCAGGCGACGGGAGGCGCGAACAAGAUGCUGAUGCGGAAGAACGAGGAGUCUUUCGGCGUACCGACAGUCUCUCGGACAUUGGCAUCGAGCUCGAUGAAGAAGACACUCUUUUACCAUCUUCUCCGGAAAUAGACCACACCGACGCAUUGGACACUCUCUCUUCUGGCCAGGCCGUAGUCGGUGAUUUCACGUUGAUUGAUACGCUGCUACAAUCUCAUGAAGAUUAUCAGGCGCAUAGACAUACACACACGGAUACAGGAUCAAGUACCAGUUUGUCCCCAACAGCUCUGCGCCAACUGCACACCAUUCGAGCUAGGUUCGGCGUGGGUGGAUGA
Messenger RNA from Aaosphaeria arxii CBS 175.79, 999 nucleotides. RefSeq names its product DUF1746-domain-containing protein. NCBI's taxonomy places the organism in Eukaryota, Fungi, Ascomycota, Dothideomycetes, Pleosporales. The record is from RefSeq and is a predicted model, not a curated record. Gene Ontology annotation, cellular component: Dsc E3 ubiquitin ligase complex. Gene Ontology annotation, biological process: SREBP signaling pathway; protein processing. Bases 1 to 999 code for a protein of 332 amino acids. The transcript is spliced from 2 exons.